CAUCUUUCUUCACUAAUUCAGUUGUUCAAUAACCAAAUGUGAACGCACCGUCGUUUACUUUUUAUCGCCAUUUGAAGAUCCCCCUAUCUCUCUCCUCUCUCAAUAAACUCUUCCAAUCACCAGCGACAAAAUUCUAUUACCAAUUUACAUCAGAAACCCUAGGAUUUCGAUUCAAAUUUAAGUUUUGUUCUUUAUCCCCUUACCAUGAGUUAGCUUUACCACUUUGAAUUCUUUUCAUUCUUUAUUUGGGGGAGGAACUUCCAAAUGGGUCUCUGCAACUCCAAACCCUCCUCGUACCCCAACUCCCCUAAAUCUGAUCCUAUUCCUAAUAAGACCUCCUCAAUUCCAACGAAGGAAAAGCCCAUUCCCGGUGAAAAUAAACCUGUUUCCACUUCUACUUCAGUAAACGGUGAAAGCAACAACCCUAGCAAUGUCGAUGUGCAGAGCAACACCGGCAAUGAAGGAAAAAAGUCUCCGUUUUUCCCGUUCUACAGUCCCAGUCCAGCUCACUACUUCUUCUCUAAGAAAUCUUCGCCUGCGAGAUCUUCGGCCAAUUCCACGCCGAAGAGAUUUUUCAAGCGGCCGUUUCCUCCGCCAUCACCAGCUAAACAUAUAAAAGCGGUGUUGGCACGGCGUCACGGCUCCGUUAAGCCGAAUGAAACCUCCAUUCCGGAAGGCAGUGAAGCCGAAGCGGCGACGGGGCUUGAUAGAAGUUUCGGAUUCUCAAAGAAUUUUAUAAAUAAGUAUGAACUCGGAGAUGAAGUCGGCCGUGGACAUUUCGGGUACACGUGUGCAGCUAAGUUUAAGAAGGGCGAGCUGAAAGGACAGCAAGUAGCUGUCAAGGUUAUACCCAAGGCCAAGAUGACAACUGCAAUUGCGAUUGAAGAUGUGAGAAGGGAGGUGAAAAUAUUGAGAGCUUUGACUGGGCAUAACAAUCUUGUUAAAUUUUAUGAUGCAUAUGAAGACACUGAUAACGUCUAUAUUGUGAUGGAGCUUUGUGAAGGUGGAGAGCUCUUAGAUAGAAUACUUUCGAGGGGUGGAAAAUACACAGAGGAUGAUGCGAAGUCUGUCAUGAUACAAAUAUUAAAUGUUGUUGCUUUUUGCCACCUUCAAGGUGUGGUGCACCGGGAUCUUAAACCUGAGAAUUUCUUGUUUACAUCGAAGGAUGACAACUCGGCGUUGAAGGCCAUAGAUUUUGGCUUGUCAGAUUUUGUAAAGCCAGAUGAAAGACUUAAUGACAUUGUUGGCAGUGCAUACUAUGUGGCACCUGAAGUUCUGCAUAGAUCUUACAGUACAGAAGCUGAUGUCUGGAGUAUAGGUGUGAUUGCGUAUAUUUUGUUGUGUGGCAGCCGUCCUUUUUGGGCUCGAACUGAGUCAGGGAUCUUUCGGGCUGUUCUGAAAGCUGAUCCAAGUUUUGAUGAAACACCUUGGCCUUCUCUAUCUUCUGAGGCAAGAGAUUUUGUCAAGCGCCUGCUAAAUAAAGAUCCACGAAAAAGAUUGACUGCUGCUCAAGCUCUAAGUCAUCCCUGGAUAAAGAACUCCAACUCCAAUGAUGUAAAAGUGCCUUUGGAUAUACUAAUAUUUAAGCUGAUGAAGGUUUACAUGCGUUCAUCAUCUCUUCGAAAAGCUGCUUUAAGGGCUCUCUCUAAAACAUUGACUGUGGAUGAGCUAUUUUAUUUGAAGGAGCAAUUUGCAUUACUGGAACCAAACAAAAAUGGCACUAUAAGCUUUGAAUCUAUUAAAGCGGCUUUAAUGAAACAUUCUACAGAUGCAAUGAAGGAGUCACGAAUUCCUGAUUUUAUGACAUCCCUUAAUGCUCUUCAAUACAGGAGGAUGGACUUUGAGGAAUUUUGUGCAGCUGCUUUAAGUGUUCAUCAGCUAGAGGCUCUUGAUCGAUGGGAACAACAUGCUCGCUGUGCUUAUGAACUUUUUGAAAAAGAUGGAAACAGGGCGAUCGUCAUUGAGGAACUAGCUUCGGAACUUGGCCUUGGGCCUUCUGUCCCUGUUCAUGCUGUUCUCCACGAUUGGAUUAGGCACACUGAUGGAAAGCUGAGCUUCCUAGGGUUCGUCAAGUUGCUGCAUGGUGUGUCUAGCCGAUCCCUUGCAAAAGCUCAAUAGAAGUUUUGUACCCACAUAGAAGCUAAAAGCACUUUUUACUGAAAAGCUGUUUUGGCUAAUAAAAGAAAUGGUG
This is a messenger RNA of Pistacia vera, 2191 nucleotides long. Its product is annotated as CDPK-related kinase 5. Gene Ontology annotation, biological process: intracellular signal transduction; protein autophosphorylation; peptidyl-serine phosphorylation. The record is from RefSeq and is a predicted model, not a curated record. Gene Ontology annotation, cellular component: cytoplasm; nucleus. The transcript has 11 exons. Gene Ontology annotation, molecular function: calmodulin binding; calcium-dependent protein serine/threonine kinase activity; calcium ion binding. Bases 265 to 2118 code for a protein of 617 amino acids. NCBI's taxonomy places the organism in Eukaryota, Viridiplantae, Streptophyta, Magnoliopsida, Sapindales, Anacardiaceae.